Molecule: messenger RNA, 4673 nt
Organism: Pristis pectinata (smalltooth sawfish)
Lineage: Eukaryota; Metazoa; Chordata; Chondrichthyes; Rhinopristiformes; Pristidae
Product: sperm-associated antigen 1-like
Exons: 19
Coding region: 155-3241 (1028 amino acids)
Cellular component (GO): cytosol; mitochondrion
Molecular function (GO): heat shock protein binding
Source: RefSeq, a predicted model, not a curated record
UAAGGUUGUGCUUAUUGGAGGCAGACAAUCUUUGCUUCAGGACACAAGUGCAGGAAUUCCUCAAGUCAGUGGCCUAGGUCAAAACUAUUUUUCACCUCCCUCAUCAUCUAUGAUGACUCCUGCACCACAAAGUCAGAAGUAGGGAUGUUUGUUGAUGAUGGUACAACAUUUGCUGUCUUUGGAAACUGAAGCUGUGUCCCACUUUCUUACAAUUGAGACAGCAAGCUGUCUGAAUGGAAACACCAUGAGCACGGGAUCAGUUGGCUCUCUAUUGUACCAAGGAACCACCAAGACAUAUAACCUCCCAGUUGAACACCUGGAUUACAGCUACAUAGAAAAAUGUACCGAUGUGAAGUAUCUGGAAAAGAUUUUGAUAGUGUUAAGGUCCGGUGAGGAGGGUGUUUAUCCUGAUCUUACAGCAUUUUGUGAAAAAAAAGUUCAAGAGCUGGAUCCCAGAAGUCGAGCCCUUCGUAAAAACAAGUUACCAGCAACUGCUGCAAACUUUAGUAAAGAAGAAUGGCAAGAAAUUACCACGGAUUUUAAGAAUUGGACAGAUAAAAUGAAGCAAAAUGAAAAUGAAGAGAAAUACAGAAAAACAGCGGCUGAAGAUUUUAUUUCAGAAAACUAUGCUCCUGUUCGUGGGAUUAAUGCUUCACUUCUUUCCCACCAGAAUGGCUUUGGCGAAAAGAAAUCAACAGUAAAGAAAAGGACUACUCCCAGAGACUACAGAGAAUGGGACAAAUUUGAUGUGGAAAAAGAAUGUGCCAAAAUUGAUGAAGGCAAACAAGAAAUUAAAUCUAAAACUACCUUCAAUGAUUCAAUUUCUGGAAUAGGGAAGAAAAUUGAUACAACAGGCAUGACUGACCAAGAAAAAAUGUUCUUAGCUAAUCGGGAAAAAGACAAGGGGAAUGAAGCUUUCCGAGCUGGGGACCACAAAGAAGCUUUGCUUUACUACACCAGAAGUAUAUCAGUGAUGCCAAAUGUCACUGCAUUUAACAAUCGAGCUCAAACAGAAAUUAAGCUUCAGGAAUGGCAGAAGGCUCUAGAUGAUGUUGAAAAAGUAUUGGAAUUAGAUCCUGGCAAUUUAAAAGCAUAUCUGCGUCGUGCCACUGUUUAUAAACAUUUGGGCAACCAUCAAGCAGCAAUAAAUGAUUUGAAGAAAGUGUUGCAAGCAGAACCUGAUAAUUCUAUAGCAAAAAAUUUGCUUCAGGAACUUGAGCAGAAGCUGAAAGACUUGCAACCUCCAGUGAAAACACAGAAAAAAGGGAAUAAGAUGGUUAUCAAAGAGAUAGAGGACUCUGAUGAUGAAGAGGAAAGAAAAUGUGCAGAUAGAACUAAAGAUCCUAGUACACCGGUGGGUAGAGAGACAUCAAAGGCAAAUGCUGUCAUGGGGAACGCACAGAAAAAAUGUUCACCCACUCGAGAAAGUCAAACUACAGAGAAGAAAAGUGGCAAUGCUGCAGUAGAAAAGAACACUAAAAAAGAUACUGAUGGCAAUUUAACAGCAUUGAGGAAAACAGAACAAAGUAGACACGGACAUGAAACAAAAAGUGAAAAUGUCAAGAAUGUCACAGUUUCGGUGCCAAGAGAAGGUCAAGAAUCUCUGAGAAUUGACUCCAACGAGAUUCUUCCUCCUGGGUCAAGCUCAGAGAUAGAGAAAGGAGGGAACAAUCCAUGGGGCCUGCCUCCUCCUGUGUCAAAGCUUAAGAGCGAAGGAAAUGAGCUGUUCAAAAAUGGACAAUUUGGAGAUGCAGUGAUGAAAUACACUAAGGCUAUUACAGCGCUUUUUGAAUCAGGGGUGGAUUGCCCAGCAGAACUAAGUAUCUUGCACUCAAAUCGAGCAGCAUGCUACUUGAAAGAUGGAAAUUGCAAUGAGUGUAUAAAGGAUUGUACAAGGGCUUUGGAGCUGCAACCAUUUUCUAUAAAGCCUCUUUUGCGACGAGCUAUGGCCUACGAUUCCCUAGAGCGAUAUCGACAAGCUUAUGUGGAUUAUAAAACAGUCCUUCAGAUAGAUAAUAGGAUCCAGGUUGCAAAUGACAGUGUCAACAGGAUAACUAAAGCAUUAAUAGAAGAAGAUGGAUCAAAGUGGAGGGAAAAGUUGUCACCAAUCCCAGUGGUCCCCAUUUCUGCACAGAUCCACAAAGGGGAAGAUGAUUCUACAACCACUGUACUUGGAAACAAGUCUCAAAUUACCAAUGGAAGCCAAAAUAAAGUUCCUAACUGUAGCAAUAACACAACACAUCCAGACCUAGGUAAAAAUAUAGAAGAGCGUUUUAUUUCCUUGAAGCAGGAAGGGAACAGUUUUGUGAAAAGGACACAGUACAACGAAGCCAUUGCAAAGUACAGUGAAUGCUUAAAACUGAAAUCCAAUGAGUGUGCAAUUUACACAAACAGAGCAUUAUGUUAUCUGAAACUUAAUCAAUAUAAGGAGGCUGAAGAGGAUUGUAACACAGCUCUGCUGGUGGAGCCUACGAAUAUAAAAGCAUUGUAUCGAAGGGCUCUGGCUUAUAGAGGAUUGAAAAAUUACACAGCUAGUAUCGAUGAUCUGAGUACACUACUGGAAUUUGAUUCAAGUGUUACUGAGGCACGGAAAGAAUUGCUGGAGGUUUCUGAAAUUUUGGAAAAAUUGGGAACAAGAGGAUCUCUCUCCAAGACUAGCAGUCAAGAAAAGCAGAGAAAAAAUAUCCAGAUACAAGAGGUUGCUGAUAGUGAUGAAGAGGAGAAUGAAGUUAAAACUACUACUGAACAUGGAAGUAUACCCAAUCUUAAUGUUGGGCAAGUGGACUCAAUAAUAAAUGAGUGUCCUUCAAACAAACAAGAAGUGUUUGGAAAUUCUCAUCCACCAUCAGAAAAAAGGAUUAAUUUAGAGCCCACAAAUGCAUAUGAAUUUGGCCAAGCACUGAAUGUGUUGCAGGCUACGAAUGAUCUUGCUGGAUGUGCAGAACUGCUAAGGAAUGUAGAACCAGAAGACCUACCAUCCAUGAUGAGCAAUAAACUGGAAGCUGAUGUGUUCACUAUGAUUAUUCAGGCUUUGAAGGGACACCUUUUGGAAAAGUAUCCCAACCUUGUGUAUCGGCAUCUUGUUCAUCUGUGCAAAGCAGAAAGAUUUAAGAUUGCAUCAGUGAUCGUUGGUAAAGAAAGGGAUCAAGUGGGACAACUCUUUAGCAAUCUCUUACAGAUGAAGAGCACUGAGUUCACCUCUGAAGAUGUACAAAAUCUAGCAAGAAACUAUGAUAUAUAAUAUUUCUUUUAGGUGUCAAAGUUAAUAUAUAACAUGCAACUCAGGUGGUUAGAAACUAUGGAAAUUGUAUAGCGUGCAAUCCACACACUUUUCUACUCACUUCUGCAUUCUUAAUUCUUCCUUGAAAUUAAAAAAUGACCUAAAACUCUUUCACUAAUGUACCUUCCUACACCUACACCCCAUUCAAGUACAUUUCAUUCAUCUAAAGGAAUGAACUAUUUGAUAACCUGCGAUCAUUUACUUAAAAGGGCACUGUCAUUUUCAAAGUUGUGACCUCAUUUCUCAAAUAAACCAGCAAGACCCAUCAAUUCCUCAUGUUGAACAUACAUUUUGUGUUUCCAUUGGUAAAACAAGGACAAAAAACACUUACUUUGUUGUUUGUUAUUAACUCUGUUCUACUUCUCAUACUUUAGUUUUAGAUUUUUACAAAGCCAAGUUUCAGAAUAGCUUUAUUUAAAAGACUUCCUUUGGUUAGUCCUUUAUUAGAAUAAAAUUUUUUAUGCUUGUCGAUUGCUUGAUGAAGAAUAUUAAUUUAUUCAUGAUCAAAUUGGAAUUAGGCAUACUUGCUGAGUCGAUGAUAAAACCUUGAACUUUAAAUGUAGAUUGCAGUAAAUCUGUAGUCAUGUACAGCUAUACAAGAUAUUGCCUGUCUGUGAUAAAACUAUGCACCGUGAUGCAAUCUCCUAUUUAAGGUCAAGGAAUUGCAAAAAUUGCUCCAGCCUGUUAUAUUUAUGCACUGAAGGAAUAAACUGUACUUUUAUUGAUACCUCUACUUCUUUCCAAAGGAUUUUUGCUUAGUGAUUUUGCAAGAUGUUUCUAAUUUAGAGCCUUGCUUGACAAAAUAUAUCCUAAACCAUGAUGCUGACUUGUAUAAUCACUUCAUUGUCUUAACAUCAGAAUUGAAUUCAGUUUCAAAAUUGCUUUCUUCUAACCGUUAUAAUAUGUGGGAGUCUAUUAAGUCACCUUUGCUGCUGCCCUUUCAGAAACCAGUCCACAAUGAAUGCGAAGUGCAAGAACAUUUGGUACAGUAUUACAACAUGCAAUUGAAAGGGUAACACUGCAGUGCAGGAAGCAACCAUAAUUUACAAGGGCAGUUGAGCUGACCUGCUGAUACAUAUAAACCAUGGCCCAAAAGCAGUUAGGUGAAGGUAUGGUAGCUCCCAUCCAAGGCGAGUACUUAGAAAUGACUGCAGCCAGAUUAGUUGUACAAUUAAACUGUUCUAGGUAACUCUAGAUAGACAAAAAUAACAGCCUUGCAGGAACAGAACAGGAAACAGGCUAAAACAGUAGGCACAUUGCAAGGCUAUUCAUGCUGCGAUGCAUUGGCUUCAAAGUUUUGUCAUCCACUUCCCAUUGUUAAAUAUUUUAUCAGCUAAGUAAUGAUUGGAAAACCACUGAAGAUGGAAAAAUAAAAUGAAUGCCUUUAAAUGGA